AUGGCCAUAGGCAGCGCGGUUGGCAAUGCUGCCGUGGUUGUCGGGAACCAUGUCGUAAAAACAGCAAAGACCAGCUUAAACAGCUUGCCUGAGACCAUCAAGAGUGCCGCGAACCACAUCGGGGAACAUGCGGUGGGUGUGGCGGCAGGUGCCGUCGGCGCAGUGCCGAUUGCAGGAGAGAUGGUGGUAGACACAACCGUUGAUCUUGCAGGAACGGCGCUUGCCCAUGCCGAAGAUUCCCUCCAGGGUUUGGGAAGGUUGGCUACAAGGUUGGCCGAGACAGCCUGGAACGAGAUCAAGAAGAUUGUCGACUGUCUGAAAGAAAUGGUUUCCUUGUGUUCAAUCUUGAUCGGUGACCAGUGUGACUGCAACGGUGGCAGCCAUGUCACAAUCGCGACAGACCACUUCUCCGUGCGUUGUGUCUUCCAGACUACCUCCGAGUUUUCCAAAGGCUUCGGGAUAAAUGCAGUUCGACAGAACAAGAUGGACGGCACGACCCUUGAGGGUCUUCACGUAUUGCCUGGGGAUGAGUUCGUGGAAGCUUAUAAGACGGCAGGCCAGGUGUUGAAGAGCCAGGACGCACUGAAGGACGAGACGACGUCAGGAACCUCGAGCUCGUGUGAGACGGCUUUGGAUGUUGCUAUCGAUGGCAUUGUCCAGUUCUCACCAGAUGUGACUUUUACCGUUUAUGACAGCGGAACGACCGUGUUCUCAAUCAGUGGGAUGGUGCGCACAUCCGUUCAAGCUCUUGUCGAGGCGCAAGGCAGCUGCUCCUUCAAGGCCAUGAGAGGAUUUCCGGAUCCUCCCAAGAAGAAGGUCAUUUGUGGGGGCAAGUUUUGCAUCGUAAUCAUGCUUCAGAUGGUUGCAGAGCUGAACUUGGAGGGUACACUGACGGGAACACUCGAAGUGAGCACCGAAGCGGACUUCGAAAUCGCGGGCACGGUGCGUGUUACGUCGAAUGGUCACGCAGAUGUGGACAUGAAUACGCCAGGGAUCGCGCACAAGCAAGGCUUCGCGAUCGGAGCCAGUGCUACGGCAUCCGCGAGGGUGAGUAUGGGACCGGUUCUCACGAUCUGGCCAGUGCCAGGUAUUCCUAUCACUGUCAGGCCUAUGGUGCAUGCUGAGGCCAAAGCCCAAGGCACGCUGAACUACGAGUCAGCGGGCCAUGGCCUUCUCUUCGUCGAGGAGUCUGAUCAAGUUUCCGCCGCGGACGCGUCUAACUCGAGUUUGAACAUGACAUCGAAUACGCUGCAGAUGUGCGGGGCAGCCGCCCUCAACAUCUAUGCCGACGUUGACGUCACGGGCUUCGCGCUACCAGCUAUUUUCAGAUCUCACUUCGACAGCGACGUCCUCGUGGAAGAGCUCACUAGAGCCGUCACGGCCAGUGCUGAUGCCUUGGUCCGAACCAUAGUGGGGCCACUCCAGUGCAUGCCGGGUGCCAACACAGUUGCAGCGGUAGUUGAACGGAUCAGGGCCGCGGCUCGAGCGGCAGCAGACCACAUCAGCGCACUCAUCCCGACCAUUGACUUUGACUUGGGCCUACCAUCGAUCCAGCUGCUCUCCCCCAAGAAGCUCUUCUGCAAGGAGGUCUACACGACUCCCGACGACUUCGAGUCUGCACCCUGCGCAGCAGAGCUUGGGUGCAAGCACGCCGGCCGUAGGCCUCCACCUGGGGAAGAGCUCCCGGAACCCGAACAAGUGACAAGUCGCGACACGAGGGCCUCUGGGACCGGCACAUGCCCGGCACUCGUCAUGGGAGAUCGGUUCAUUCAACUUGGGAACACGUGGCGAUUGUGCGACAUUGAUGGCGUCCACUUCGUUCUGCAGCACAAUAACCCCCGCGAGGUCCCGAUUGUGUGGCGGAACGAUGGGAGAACUUUCUGGCGGCCCUGGGAACUGAACUCCCAUUGGAGUCAGAAGGCUUGGGCUGAGUGCUGGAGCAGGGCAUCCGGGCCCUCCAAAGGGAUCUCGUUCGGCUUCCAGUUCAUCCAGAUCGGGGAGUUCCGUAUUGGUGCCAACGAUGAUGAUCACUUCAGCGUGGGUCACAGCAGUCACACAUGCCCCCAGACUUGGCGGGGCCACGACACCUCAGUGCACCAUGGGACCGGGUGGGACAUCUUCGACCGUGGUGAAGGGUUUCCGACAGGCGUCACCUUCGGAGAUAGGUUCGUACAGGUGGGCAAAAUGCGAUUCGGUGCAUCUGACGACAACCACUUCACUUUCUUCUUCACCCCCACUGGCCGGAGCAUGGAGAUUUUCCGAGGCCACGACGGGACUCGGCACGCAGGCAACAGCUACUGGAAUCAUCAUAAUCAUAUGGUCCACAGAUUGCCCGCCCACUGGACCUGCCCCGACUUCGCCGAGAAGGCGUAUGGAAAAUGCAAUCCAGAGUUCGGACAUUGGGGCGAUCGCUUUAUUCAAAUCGGAAAGUGGCGCCUGGCAGCCAUAGACGCGAACAACCUCAGCAUCUCUCACAAGGACGGGAAGACGGCCCAAGUCUACCGUAACGAUGGCCAUAUCCUUUCCGGUCCGCGCACCGAUUACAGUGCCUGGGACAGACCCAUCGGGUUUCCUCACGGCAUCGCCUUCGGGCCAAGCUUCAUCCAGAUCGGCAACUUCCGCAUCGCAGCUAUGGACCACAACCACAUGAGCAUCACUCACAUAUCAGGGCCGACAGCUCAGGUCUUCAGGGGGCAUGAUGGCUCCCUGCAUCCCAACGUGCCGCACGCCUGGAAUGCAUGGAGCUUGCGAGCCGGGCCAGCAACAGGAGUGACGUUCGGGGACAGGUUCAUACAGCUUGGGGAGUUUCGAAUCGGUGAAGGUGGCUCCCUAUACGUGACCCACACAGGCUACAACAAAAGCCCUCAGAUUUUCAGAGCGGACGGCCAGCUGGUCUCUGGGACACAGCAUCACUACGCCCAUAUUGUCAACGAUCGGCAUGCUAUGUGGCAUUGUGGUGGCAUCCAGGGAAUUAUGGGGACAUGCCCGGGGAUAACAGUAGGUGACGGCUUCCUGCAAAUUAGCGACUGGCGACUCGCGGGAAGGGAUGAGCGCCACUUCUCAUUCUCCCACCGCAGCAUCCACACUCCCCUGCUCUGCACUUCCGACAGUCUCGCCCACUCUGGCCCGCGAAGGGACUGGCACAGCUGGCACCUUGAGGCGAACAAUGCCAACACCGUAAAGUUCGGAGAUCGCUUUAUCCAAUUUGGCCACUGGUGGCGCUUGGGUGAAUGGGAGCUUAACGGGCGGCACUUUGUCCUCAUCCACCGGAACUACAAAGUUCCGAUCGUUUGGCGCGACGACGGCACAGUUCACAACGGACCCGUUCCUACCUGGGAGCCAACCAGUAGCAGGGUGGCCAGCGAAUUGAAUUUGUUCCGACGAGCCAUUGGUGCACCAAGUGGCAUCGCCUUCGGACAUGGCUUCGUGCAGAUUGGCAAGUGGCGAAUUGGAGAUGUGGACAGCCACCACUUCUCCAUCACUGUGAGCGGCCAAACCGCAGAGGUCUUUACGGCCGAUGCAAGGCGACACUCUGGCCCGCGGACAGAUUGGACGACUUUCGGUCGUCCCAUCUCGGACUGUCAGGUCGUGCCGAGCGAUUUCUAUUGA
Symbiodinium necroappetens is the source of this 3609-nucleotide messenger RNA. The record is from the annotation of a GenBank genome assembly. Lineage: Eukaryota; Dinophyceae; Suessiales; Symbiodiniaceae.